AUGUCCGAAGCCAUCGAGUCCUGCAGCUCUGAUGAUAGAUCCUGCCUGGCUUCACCCAACUCUCAGCCGUACGCAUCUCCCGUCAGCCAGAAGUCUAAGGCUCCGAAGCCUGCCUUGCGUCGCCGUGAGAAACAUACCAAAUCAAGGAGUGGGUGCAAGACUUGCAAGAAGCGCAAGGUCAAAGUAGGUGCCUUCUUGCGCGGCAUGGCCAGCUCCAUAGCGAAGCUCACCAAAUCGCAGUGUGACGAGUCUAGGCCCAUAUGUACGCGCUGUGAGCGCAUGGGAGUCUCAUGCUUGUAUCUUCCCGAGAUAGGACGGACCCGACGUCAGCAUGGCCAGCCUGGUCAGCAUACACAGCCGCCUGCGACCAUACUUCGCUCGCAGCCCGACGACAACCAACAUCUCGACAUGCCUUCUCUUGAGCUCCUGUGCUCCUAUACAGAGUACACAAGCUCAACUCUGCCAUCAGCAUCGAUGCUUCGAGGGUUUUGGAAGACGACGGUACCACGGCUCGCCUUGAAGCAUGACUACCUCAUGCACGCCUUGUUUGCCCUCACCGCGCUUCAUAAGGCACAGUUUCGAAUCGAGGAAAGGGAACACUACCUGUCUAUAGCGAUGCGACAUCAUCACCACGCGUCCAAAUCAGCCAGGAUACUUCUCGAUAAUAUCACGCCCGAGAACGGCAACGCUUUGUUUCUAUUCUCCAUUUUCACCUGCAUUGUUGGUAUGUGUCAAGUCACAGCCCGCACUGCAUCCAGCCGUGUUUGA
Messenger RNA from Verticillium alfalfae VaMs.102, 768 nucleotides. RefSeq names its product C6 finger domain-containing protein. The transcript has a single exon. The record is from RefSeq and is a predicted model, not a curated record. Gene Ontology annotation, molecular function: DNA-binding transcription factor activity, RNA polymerase II-specific; zinc ion binding. Bases 1 to 768 code for a protein of 255 amino acids. Lineage: Eukaryota; Fungi; Ascomycota; Sordariomycetes; Glomerellales; Plectosphaerellaceae. Gene Ontology annotation, biological process: regulation of transcription by RNA polymerase II.